Molecule: messenger RNA, 502 nt
Organism: Sphaeramia orbicularis (orbiculate cardinalfish)
Lineage: Eukaryota; Metazoa; Chordata; Actinopteri; Kurtiformes; Apogonidae
Gene: phf5a
Product: PHD finger protein 5A
Exons: 4
Coding region: 78-410 (110 amino acids)
Biological process (GO): mRNA splicing, via spliceosome
Source: RefSeq, a predicted model, not a curated record
AGCAAAAACGAGCAACAGUCACAGGUCGAAGGUUAAAGUUGACCUAGUUUCAGUUGCUCGCCAUACGUUAACCGAAAAUGGCUAAACACCAUCCAGAUUUGAUCUUUUGCAGGAAACAAGCUGGCGUCGCCAUUGGAAGACUGUGCGAGAAAUGUGAUGGAAAGUGUGUCAUCUGUGAUUCUUAUGUGAGACCAUGCACACUGGUGAGGAUCUGUGAUGAGUGCAACUAUGGCUCUUAUCAGGGUCGUUGUGUCAUCUGUGGAGGUCCAGGAGUAUCUGAUGCCUACUACUGCAAAGAGUGUACCAUCCAGGAGAAAGAUCGAGAUGGUUGUCCCAAGAUUGUGAAUUUGGGCAGCUCCAAAACCGAUCUGUUUUAUGAAAGGAAGAAGUAUGGCUUUAAGAAGAGGUGAAGACACUGGCGUUGUCCUUGUUUUAGUGUUUAGUUUUUGUAGAUUGGAACUUCAGGAAAAUGUUUUUCUUUAAUAAACUCUUUUCUACAUCC